Molecule: messenger RNA, 2007 nt
Organism: Hemiscyllium ocellatum (epaulette shark)
Lineage: Eukaryota; Metazoa; Chordata; Chondrichthyes; Orectolobiformes; Hemiscylliidae
Product: thyroid hormone receptor alpha
Exons: 11
Coding region: 322-1638 (438 amino acids)
Biological process (GO): positive regulation of transcription by RNA polymerase II; thyroid hormone receptor signaling pathway; negative regulation of transcription by RNA polymerase II
Molecular function (GO): nuclear receptor activity; zinc ion binding; RNA polymerase II cis-regulatory region sequence-specific DNA binding
Source: RefSeq, a predicted model, not a curated record
UUUGACAUGACAGCGCGGCAGUAAGUGGCCCUUACACUCCGAAACCCACCGCGUCCCACAGUAAGUGACAAGCCCCUGGAAGGCCAGCAGCGAGACCGCGGGAGGUUGCUUCCGAAAGAAGAAGGAAGACUCGGAAUAUCUGAAGGUUUGCAGUCAGAAGGAUUUCAUUGCUCGCCAUUCCGACUGGGCUGUGUCAGCAGGUGGGAAUUCUGUCACAAGACUGAAACACAAGAGUGGUCGGUCACAGUGAGAAGAAUGUGCGUGGCCGCUUGGCUGUGGACAUCCACCCCUUUUGAGACAUUUUGAAUGGAAGAGCCCUGAAUGGAACACACAUCCAGCGAGCUCCCAGCUCUUUUGAAAGAGGAUGUAGAGAGAUGGCCUAAUGGAAAGAGAAGACGGAAGAACAGUCAAUCCUCAAUGAAAUCCACCAGCAUGUCAGACUCGGCCACCGGAAUCAAGGGUAAUGAGGAUAUGGCAGGAAAAGGACAGUUGAGGAUGAUCAGAUCAACCAUGAUCUCGUUGAAUGGGUACAUUCCCAGCUACCUGGAGAAAGAUGAACCCUGCGUAGUUUGCGGUGAUAAAGCAACAGGAUACCAUUACCGCUGCAUUACGUGUGAAGGCUGUAAGGGUUUCUUCAGGAGAACAAUCCAGAAAAACCUGCACCCCACCUAUUCCUGUAAAUAUGAUGGCUGCUGUGUGAUUGACAAAAUCACUAGGAACCAAUGCCAGCUCUGUCGAUUCAAGAAAUGCACUGCCGUCGGCAUGGCGAUGGAUUUGGUUCUGGAUGACGACAAACGCAUCGCGAAGAGGAAACUGAUCGAGGAGAACCGAGAGAAGCGACGGCGGGAGGAGGUGGUGAAGACCAUGCAGAACAAGCCCGAGCCUACUGCCGAGGAGUGGGAGUUGAUCAGGGUUGCCACAGAUGCACACAUGACAACGAACGCACAGGGCAGCCACUGGAAACAGAAGAGGAAAUUUCUGCCAGAAGACAUCGGCCAAUCUCCAAUGACUUCUACGCCAGAAGGAGACAAAGUGGAUCUCGAAGCCUUCAGUCAAUUCACCAGGAUCAUCACCCCAGCCAUUACCAGAGUUGUGGAUUUUGCCAAAAAGCUACCAAUGUUCUCGGAGCUGCCUUGCGAAGACCAGAUCAUCCUUUUGAAAGGCUGCUGCAUGGAGAUAAUGUCUCUAAGGGCUGCUGUCCGUUACGAUGCAGAGAGCGAGACACUGACACUAAAUGGAGAAAUGGCCGUCAAGAGAGAGCAACUGAAGAAUGGAGGACUAGGGGUCGUCUCAGAUGCCAUAUUUGAGCUGGGCAAAUCCUUAGCCGCCUUCGGUCUGGAUGACACAGAGGUGGCACUCCUCCAGGCAGUUUUAUUGAUGUCCUCAGAUCGCACAGGACUGACCUGCAUUGACAAAAUAGAGAAAUGCCAAGAGGCGUACCUCCUAGCGUUCGAACACUACAUAAACUAUCGCAAACACAACAUUCCACACUUCUGGCCAAAGCUGCUGAUGAAAGUCACAGACCUACGGAUGAUCGGGGCAUGUCAUGCCAGCCGCUUCCUCCACAUGAAGGUUGAAUGUCCCACAGAACUCUUCCCUCCGUUAUUCCUGGAGGUGUUCGAGGACCAGGAAGUGUAGGCCUGAGUGAAAACUGGCUGAAAAAACAGAACACACACACACACGCACACACACACAUAAUCACCGGCUAACUGCCUGGCGUCAUGUCCAUUGUGGAUCAUUUUGUCUAUCUAAACUUGGCCGAAUCUCAAAAGAACCAUUCCAUUAAUGCGGGUACCAGGUGCAAAUAUUUUGCAAGUCAUAGUAAAGUGUUCCUUGGUCCUUGUGCUCUUGUCUUGCAAAGGAAGGUCGUGCUGCCUAGCUGUGCGUUGCUGCUUUAACAGCUGAUUAUAUAAAACAGCUAACUCCAAAACAAAAUGGCCAACCAUCCCAUCUUCAUUUUUUUUACACGCUCAACUUGGUGCAACCUUUUUUCAGUGGUUUAUCAUU